Messenger RNA from Eurytemora carolleeae, 12632 nucleotides. RefSeq names its product E3 ubiquitin-protein ligase HUWE1 (gene HUWE1). Gene Ontology annotation, cellular component: nucleus. Gene Ontology annotation, biological process: protein polyubiquitination; proteasome-mediated ubiquitin-dependent protein catabolic process; positive regulation of protein catabolic process. Gene Ontology annotation, molecular function: protein binding; ubiquitin-protein transferase activity. The transcript is spliced from 46 exons. The record is from RefSeq and is a predicted model, not a curated record. Lineage: Eukaryota; Metazoa; Arthropoda; Copepoda; Calanoida; Temoridae. The coding region runs from base 121 to 12420 and encodes 4099 amino acids.
UUAUAUCAAGACAUGUUUUCAGAUCUACAAGGUUUUUAAAUGAACAAACUAAACUGUGUUCGAAUCCGGAGAUUGCAAUGAGAAUUCUCCUUUUGUGAUUUAUCAAAUCAUUGAAUCAAAAUGAAAAUUGAAAGGACUAAAGUGAAAAAAUCCUCUAGUGAGGUACCCUUAGACUGCAAAAACCUCAUUCUAAAACUUAAGGGGUGCACCAGGGCCGAGUUCUUGUUGGAACUUCAAAAGAUCGAGACCUGGACCUAUGGGAAGUGUGAACUGUACCACUGGAUUGAUAUUCUUGAUCUGUGUGAUGAUAUUCUAGAAGAUGCAACCAGACGAGAACAGGGGUCAUGGGUUUUGGGUUGUGACCAGCCCAGUGAGGAAGCCGGUCGUCUGAAGGAACUAGUUUUAUGGACACUUCACUUCACAACUCUGCUGAUAGAACACAGUUUCUCCAGGCACCUCUACUCAUCCAUGGAACACUUGUCCAUGCUCCUCUCCUCCUUCGACCUGGACGUGGUGUUGGAAGUCCUCAACCUGCUCUACAUGUUCAGUAAACGGAGUAAUUUUAUCUCAAGAUUGUCCCCAGAUAAACGCCAACUUCUCCUCAACAGAUUAUCCCACCUGGCUGCUAGCUGGGGUGGCAAGGAUAAUGGGUUUGGAUUAUCUAAAUGUUGUUCUGAUGAUCCCAUCUCAUCCUUCCCUCCCAGUGCCACUACACUCCACUUCGAAUUUUAUGCAGAGGUUGGAGUAGACCAAGGGAAGAAAACCUCACAGUCUAGUGUUGUUACUGUAAUACACAUGGAGAAAUUAGACCAGAUGAACAAGACUCCAGCUGGUAUAAUGGAGGAGUUACUCAAACAGUAUAAUGUUCCGGAAGAGAAACAAAUGCUUUUGUUUACAUACGUCAGGUUGGCACAUGGGUUCUCCAGCUAUGCAACCAGAUUAAAGAGUGUACAAGCCAGACUGCAAGCUUUAUCAGUUCUAAUAUACAGUAAUCAGCUAACUGAUUCUAUACAGGGUUUGUUGUACUCUGGUCUGCUAGAGGAGCUGGUGGAUGUCCUGGAGAUGAAAGGAGAUCAUCUCAUGGAGAUCAAGGCUGCGGCAUUGAAAUCUCUGACCUCUAUAAUCCACCUGGACCGGAACCCAAGUUUUCCUAAACUCAACACCAUCAUUGAUGUGACCGGAGCCGCAAACUUUCAUGGAUUCCUGCCCGUCAUGGUGAGGAACUGUAUUACAAGCCUCACCUCCACCACUCCCUCCUCUGCACCCUUCCCUCAACCCCUCGCCACCGCCCUCUUCUCCUUCCUCUACCACCUGGCUAGCUACGAGGCCGGGGGCGAGGCCCUCGUCUCCUGCGGGAUGAUGGAGAGUCUCCUCAAGGUGAUACAGUGGCCAAGCAGUGAGCUCGAGCAUAUUACUUUCGUGACUCGAGCAGUGCGAGUUAUUGAUCUGAUAACAAAUCUUGAUAUGGCAAGCUUUCAAACGCAUCAAGGUUUAAAUACGUUUAUCAACCGUCUCCACCUCGAAGUAGAACAUUGUAGAAAGCAUCAACCCUUUCAAAUACAGGUAGACUCGUGGACUAGUAGGCUUGAAGACCAGUGCAUCAUUGAGAGGUCGGACAGUAUGGAUGUUGAUGUUGACCCUAGCCAUGUUCCUGUCGACCUCGAGGCUCCCCUGGAUGCUCCGAGGCCCGGGUUGACCUGCCUUCCUCAGCGCGCUGCGCUCCUCAAGUCAAUGCUGAACUUCUUGAAGAAAGCCAUUCAAGAUCCAGCAUUUAGUGAUUCUAUUCGUCACGUGAUGGAAGGAAGUUUACCGAACAGUCUUAAGCACGUCAUCAGUAAUGCUGAAUAUUAUGGACCCAGUCUAUUCCUGCUCGCUACCGAUGUGGUCACCGCAUACGUGUUCCAGGAACCAUCUCUUCUAUCCUCUCUACAGGACAAAGGACUUACAGAUGUUGUUCUCAACGCACUUCUAGUCAAAGAAGUUCCAGCCACCAGAGAGGUCCUUGCCUCCUUGCCCAAUGUGUUCAGUGCUCUCUGCCUGAAUACCCGAGGCCUUGAAGCAUUUGUAGCCUGCAAACCAUUCGAACGAUUGUUUAAGGUUUUAUUAUCUCCUGAUUAUCUGCCUGCCAUGAGAAGACGGAGGUCAGCUGACCCCCUGGGAGAUACGGCCUCUAACCUCGGGAACGCAAUGGAUGAACUGAUGCGACAUCAGCCAAGUCUCAAACAGGCAGCAACCACUGCAAUUAUUAAGCUUCUUGAACAAGUCUGCUCACUUGGACGUGAUCCUAAAUACGUUUGUUGGAAAACCUCUGGGAAAGGCGAGGUGGUGCCAAGCGUCGGUGUUGAGGCUAGAGGAGCUAGCGGUGGAGGUGGAGGAGAGGCAAGCAGUGAUGAAGAAGAGGAGGAGGAAGAGGAUCCAGGAGUGCAGAGGGAGGAGACUAGCAACCUUGAGACUCCAGUGCCGACAGAGACCAGUGCUGAAGGAUUAGAGAAGGAGCCGGUGCCUCUGGUGGACUAUGUCCUAAACGUCAUGAAGUUUGUGGACGCUAUCCUCUCCAACAACAGUACAGACGACCACUGUCGGGAGUUUGUGACUCAACAAGGACUUGUUCCCCUCAUGGGUAUCCUUGGACUGCCAAACCUUCCAGUAGACUUCCCGGCCCAACCCGCCUGCCAGUCUGUUGCAGCAGUCUGUAAAUCAAUCUUAAAUCUAGCACAUGAACCUCAAGUUCUAAAACAAGGACUUCUUCAUCUGAACGAGGUACUCAAGAGCCUCGAACCGCUUCACGUCCCUGUGGAAGCUCCUGGAAGCUCAGUUUUGCUCCGUGAACUUGUAACAUCUCCCAAUCUAUCCGAAGCGAUCAACAAUCCUGCUGCUACCCCUCUCCUUCAUCAUAUGUCUGCUGCACAUGCUUACAUUACUAUGUUUGUUCAUGUAUGCAGAACAGGACAAGCGGAUAUCCGAACCAUCUCUGUAUCCCACUGGGGCAGUGAGCUGGGGUUACAGGUUCUGGGUUCUCUAUCAAAGUUGUAUACCAGCCUAGUAUGGGAGAGCACUGUUCUCCUGGCACUGUGUAGUGAAGACACUCUUCCCCCUGACAGCUUGUUUGGUAAGGAGGAUAUGGAGAAACUUCUUCCGCAGGAGAAUCCUAGUUCUCCUGCCAGCGGGUCUAGUCUAGACAGUGGCAGCGGUGUAACAACAGCAAUGGAACAGCUAACAACCGACAGUACUGACAGCGUCAUGGAUACUGGUGCGGUUGAGUCGGAAACUAAAGACAAGAAACCAAAUCCCCAGCUUCAAAGUCAGAUCAAACAGAUUAAACCUUUGUUAUCUGGAUCUAGUAGACUAGGAAGAGCACUAGCAGAACUGUUCGGUCUCCUUGUUAAGCUAUGUGUUGGCAGUCCAUUGAGACAAAGGCGUGGUCAACAGGUCCCACCUGCACCCGCUAUGCCCUCCCUGCCGGCGAGGGCGGUAGCAACAGCUUUGACCAAACUUCUUGCCUCAGGUCUCUCAUGGCAACCUCCUCCCACUUCUCCUCUGCCUAAGUUCAGAUUGACUUUUUUCAUCUGUUCUGUCGGGUUCACGUCACCCAUGCUCUUCGACGAAAAGAAGUUUCCCUAUCAUCUCAUGCUUCACCAGUUUAUAUCAGGGAACGGUCAGAAGUCUUUCUUUGAUGCUUUUAAUUGGGCGAUCACUCUUGGAAACACCUGCGCUCCUGAGGAGGGUUUAGAGAACCCCAACCUGCCAGAGGGAACAGGAGAGUUCCUUGACGCCUGGCUGAUGCUCCUGGAGAAGAUGGUCAACCCUAAGAAUGUUUUAGAGUCCCCACAUCUCCUCCCGGUAAAACCGGUAUCAAACUUCAAACCCUUCGAUAUCCUCGGAUACCUGAUUAAAACCCACAAGACCGCGUUCCAGUCCGUCAUGCACAUCUGGGGGAAGAAGCCCCUGGCUGUAUACGGAGGACGGAUGGCUGAAUCUGUCCUAGCAAUCCUCUGCCACAUCUUGAAGGGAGAACAAUUGAUCAAGGAGAGGUUGGAGAAAGAGAAACCUGAGCAGAAGGAUGAAGCUGAGAAGAAAGCAGGAGGAGCAGGAGGUGCAGCAGGAUCAGCUCUAGGAAUAGAUCAGACCUGGGAGACCAGUACUCCGGCGGAACCUGAUAUCAACCCGGAGCAUCUCCAAACCCUCAUGGAUAUGGGAUUCCCCAGAGAAAGAUGUGUGGAAGCUAUCCAGACAGUUGGUGGUAGCCUAGAUGCAGCUACUGAAUAUUUACUCAGUAAUCCUAUACCUCUCAUCCAACAACCUGCACCUACACAACAGGAUGAUUUGAUGCGAGCUAUUGCUAUGUCUCUUGGUGAGAAUAUGACUGGAGAAGCAGCAGAAAAGCCCCAGGAAAUGGUUGGUUUGGUUGAAGUGACUCAGAUUGCAUUGAACAAAGCAGACUUGAAGCUUCAAAGCAGCUCCGAACCUCAAGAGUGCGGAAGCACCUCUGCAGAUGGAGCAGACAGCUCUAAGGAAGCAGCUGGGAAAGUGCAUCCCCCAACGCCCAAGUGGAUAACUCCAAUGCUGCUGUUUAUUGACCUGUACGAAAAGGUUGUCCUAUCGAUGAAGCGACGAAGUGGAAUGCGACCUCUAGUGAGUAAUAUCUGGAAAUGGUUUGAUAUCUCUACAGGCAAAUGGUGUGGAUACGGUCCACCACAGAAUAAGAUUAUAGAUGAUGCAUUCUGGGCUGGAGAGACGAAUGCAAAGAUAACAAGUGGACGAAGACGAUAUGUAAUCCAGUUUGGAUCUAUGGUACAGAGUAAUGAGGAGUCAGGGAACAAGAGACCCGUUAUGCUCUGUUUAAAGGAACCCGAAACUGUAACUGUUGAUGCUACACAGACUGUCGGAGAAACUGUUUCUGAAGCUCCUGAAGAGAACAAAGAUCUCGACGAGGGAGAGAUCGAAGAGCGCGAGGGUGAGAAGGCGGAAACUAUGGAGGUGGAGACGGCAGACAAGAAGGACGAAGAGGAAAGUGAACCGGAAUAUAUUUGUACUGGUCUCAGUCAAGAGUCUAGUGUAACCCUCCUCCGCGCCUGCGUCAACAUGAUUGCUGUUCCGGUCGAGCCCGACGCACUCAACGCCAUCAUGCGCCUGAGUUUACGCCUUACACGUGAUUUUGAUUUAGCUGCUAUGUUUGCUGAGCUGGGAGGGAUUAAACUUCUUCUUGGACUUAAACAGACCUCAAGCUUCACUGGAUUCAGUAGCCUGGCCUCACUCCUGGUGAGACACGUCCUGGAGGACAGGGAGACCCUCCGACACACCAUGGAGAAGGUGAUCAGAGCCUCCACGCUCUCCAAUAACGCGGCAACUACAAAAGAGAUUCAUUAUCUGCUGAGAUUCCUGGCUCCUGCAGCCUGUAGGAACCCAGAAAUAUUUACAGAUGUUGGUCGUGAGAUCCUGCGCGUUGAUCUGAGUUUACUGAACAAGCGUGGUGAACCCGAGGAUGACCCACGGCUACUGAUAAAGAGUAUUCCUGCUAAACUGACCAGUGCGGCUCCUCCUCUUCAGGAGGUCAGCAAGAUUGUGAUAUCCGACCUGCUGGAUUUCCUAGUAGUCGCUAACCCAUACGACUCGUCGGCCGAAGCAAUCGACGAUUUAGAACAGAACAAGUCUGAAGGUGACCUGCCAGUGUCAGUUGUUUCUAUCUUAUCUACCCCUGGAGCUGGAUCUGACCAGCCAGCUGGUGAACCUGCGACCUUCCCAGCUACUGAACCUGCUUCCCCCUUCUCUACUCCAACUAUCAGCUCAGAGAAUGCCAAAGCAGAAAAAACAUCUCAGGAAAUCGAUAGAUCGACUAGACCACUGCUGCCCAAAUCUGCUGUCUGUCGGCUCCUCGCAGAGAUGGUUAAGAGCUACGCCGGAUGCGCCAGAUUGAUAACUGAUCAUCAAUUUACUGCGGGUAUGUCGGAGCUAGUUAAAGAGGAUUGUUCAGCCAUGUCUUUCAUUCUAGACGAGUUGUUAACUCUGGCUUCGGACAAGGAUUGUUCAAAUCUUGUUAAAAUGUUGGUGGCAGCGAUUUCUAGCUGUAAUCACGCCCCUGAGGCGCAGACCAGUAUAGUUACAGAAAUGAAAAACGCGCUAAUGCGCUCGCUGGCGCUACCUGAGUGCACAGCUAAACAUAACAAAAUACAGGCGCUCACAGGUUUGAUUUCUACCAUGAUAGAAUCCUGUCCCCAGAGCACGGGCUCCGUCCUGCCCCCUUUCAAGCAGGUUUCAGUCAACAUGAACAAUAUUGUCAAGUGUAUGCUGAAGAAGGGACUGAUCACUGAUCUGGCGAGGGUACCUCAUGCACUAGAUCUCUCGUCCCCUGGAAUGGCCGCGACGAUUAACGCCGCCAUGAAACCUCUAGAAACCCUGUCAAAGAUUGUGAAUCAACCUAACAGUUUACCAGUUUCUAAACUGCACAAAACUAAACCUGAAUCCCAGGAUACAAGGACCAGGGGCCACACUCACACUACAAACUCAGAGGCUACCCGUGCAGAGGGAGAGGAGGAUGUAGGAGGAAAUGAGAAUGAAGCAACUGAGCACGAUGUUAGUACAGCAGCUUCAGCUGACCCUAACAGCGAGUCAGGACUUUUGCACACCGUUGAGGAGGCUGACACUGAAGAGUUUGAGGAGAUGAUGGACCAGCUUCUAGAUAGAGAUUCAGCAGAGUCAAGGAUACUUACAGAGGUUGCAACUAUCUCCAUCCCAGACAGGACAAUGGAGACAGAGGAUCUUAAUGAUGAGACUGUAGAGGACAGGAGAGAUGCUGAGGAUACAGAAGUUAUCAGCGAGGUGAUCAGUGAUUCAGACAGUUCGCACAGUCAGGAUACGGAUGGUAGUGGUGGUGAUGAAGAGGAUGAAAUGGAAGAUGGAGAAGAUGAAGGGGAGGAUGAAGAUGACGAUGAUGAUGAAGAUGGUGGAAGUGAGAAUGAUGACUAUGAACAGGAUGACAGUGAUUUCCAUGAGCUUGAUGAUGCAGCAUUCUUCAGGGUUCCUUCUAACCUUGAUAGAGAUUUCGAUCCAGUUAUGAUGAUUGGUCUCAAUGACCAAUAUGGUCUUGGUGAUGAUAGGGUGACUUUGCCCCUCUGGGGUGCUGAUGGUAAUGAACCCAAUGGUGUUGGAGAAGCAGCAGGAACUGGUGGAGCUGCCAAUCAUGUUACUCCCAACCAUCCUCUGCUGAUGGGUAGGACUGGAGCUGAUGCCCAACCUGGAACCAGUCGGAGCCAGAAUAGAACUUUACAGAGGAACCGAGGUUUCAGAUACAUUCAGCUUAACCCAAGGAAUGGAGGUCCUCCUCCGGGAACCCCAGCCAUCCUUCAAUCCCUCCUGGGUCCAUCCUCUGCCAGGGAUUUCCUCACAUUCACUGGAAAUGCCCCUGGGAAUGGGCUACGUGAUGCUAGGGUAGUAGUUAUGGAUUCAGCAUUUGCAAUAUUUGAUGGACUUGAUGAUGAGAUGCCCGGCGUAGAAAGUGGGCUACUAGGAGGUGCCAACACAUCUCUGAGUACUGUUCCAAAUGCUCUUGUGCGAUGGACAGAAGAAAGCCGGGUAUUGGAUGGAGAUUCAGUACAUGACUGUGUUACUGCAAUUAAGCCUAGCCUGCUUGAGGUCAUAAUGAAGUUCAGGGAGGAAGAAUUUGCAGAAAGAAGAGAAAAGAAGAAAAAGUUAUUGGCAGAAGAGGAAGAGGCACGGAAAAAGAAAGAAGAGGAAAAGAAAGCAAAGGAGCCUGAAGCUUCCACAACUCCAGCUCCUGAAUCAGCUGGACUUAUUUCUGGAGCUGAUGAGAUGGAUGUAGUAGUGAGUGAGAACUCAGCCAUCAGCACAGCUGUCAGCAGUAUGACAGCUGGAGAACUGGGAUCACGAAAUAGUUUAACAGAUACAGUCUCCAGGCUAACAGAAGAUUUUGCAAAUGCUAUCAGCAGCAGAGUGACAGGGAUACCAGGCCUGGUUCCAGUCCCUGGACCAUCUGUAACAAUAGGAGAAGUUCAACCUGGUUUUCAGACUAGUCUUCUUUCAACCCUUUCUGAGCUGUUACCAAGUGGUGCAAGCUCAACUCCAUCCACUGCUGUUGAUACAAGCACAUUAAACUCUGUUCUUCAAACCUUGGCAAAUUAUUCUUCAGGGGCCCCUCCUUUCGAUGUUAGUACUCCAAAUGAGGCAACUCCACCCCCAACCUUCCAGUUUUCUACUCCACCUCCAGCAUUCAACCCUCUGAGGUUCAACCCCCCACCCUUAUCACCUAUAUCAGAAGGAGCUAGUUCUGCUCCUCUUCCAGAUGCUUUAGGUCCUCUUUCCCCCUCACCUGAUCAUGAGACCCAAGAGAACCUUGAGAACCAGGAUAUAUCAAUGCGGGCUGAUGCAGAAUCAGAGACUGGGAACAGAUCUCAAGAAGAAAGUACAGCUCAAGCUGAGGAGAAUAAAGAGACUGAAGAUGGAGUUGCAGAAGCUGGGCCAUCUGGAGCGUCAGCUCCAGCUGAAAGAUCUGGUAUAGAUUUCUCAGAGAUUCUUGGUGAUAUUGAAAUUCCAGAAGGAGUUGAUCCUUCUUUCUUGGCUGCCUUGCCAGAGGAUAUGAGACAAGAAGUAUUGGAGGAACAGCGGAGGCUUCUUAGAGCUAGGCAGGCACCUCCACCCCCACCCACUCUACAGACACAAGGUGUGGCUGAGGUCAAUGCAGAGUUUCUUGCUGCCUUACCCCCCAACAUUCAAGAAGAGGUACUUGCCCAGCAAAGAUUAGAACAGCAAAGACAGUCGGCAGCUCAGGUUGAUCCUACAGCUCCUGUUGAUCCUGGAGAAUUUUUACAAACCCUGCCUCCUUCUCUUAGACAAUCUUUGUUAGCAGAAAUGGAAGAAAGCCAAAUAUCCGCUCUCCCAGCUGAGAUUGCUGCAGAAGCACAAACUUUAAGAAGAGACUUUGAACAAAGGAAUAGAGCCAUGAUGCAUGAACGCUUCUUCAGUCAUGUAAAUCAUCCUGCAGCCACACUUUCCAGUAUUUUGAGGAAUACCGUAAACCGUAUGGGAGGUUACACUGUGCAUUCAAGCACUGGUGGACCAGGUCGAAGUGUCUGGUCCAGAUCUAUAGGACGUGGUGGUCCUAGCCAUCAACAUAGUGCUGCCCUAAUUGCAGCCCAGACCAGUGCAAAGUUUAAAGGCAGACAACUACUGGAUCAUGAAGCUCUGUCAUGUAUUCUUAUUCUUCUCUUUAUAGAUGAUGCAAAGCUAAACACAACGAGAUUACACAGAAUACUUAGGAACCUCUGCUACCAUGCUCCCACCAGAGACUGGGUUAUCAAGUGUCUUCUCUCAAUCCUGGAGAAAGCUAACUGUUGCACAGAUAGCUCCUCAGCUUUAACUGCAGAUCCUCUUCAACCCGGAGCAAGUCCCACUCCCGCUAAGCUGAAGAAGUCCACAAGUAAGGGAGGCUCUACACCAGGAGAACAUGUUCGAGGUUCUAGUCAAACAUCAUGGCUAAAUAUAUCUAUGGAUGCUGCCCUAGGCUUCAGGGCAAAUGUAUUUCAAGUCCAAAGACCCAGUUCCACAGGAGGAGGGAAAAGGUCGUCAAAUGUGAUCAAUAUUGCAAAUAUUAACAUACAUCCUCAGGCUGCCCAGGUGGUGUGCAAAAACACCCUUGAAGUUUUAAUUUCCCUUGCAAAAAGCUUCUCUAUCCACUUUCUCCCAUCACAGAGCAAGGAAAAGGAUGCCGGUGAGGGCACAAGUGAAACUAAAAAGACCAAAUUGCCAGAAUUUUGGGAGACCCUGUUGAAACUAGAUAAAGAGUGUUGGACCAGCAGAAAAGGAAAAUCUGUUGUCCGUAGUCAUUCCUCAGUUGGAAUCAAGAGUGAAGAUGAUGAUAGUUUCAGCGCUAGCUCAUCAGUAUCAGCAUUUGGCCAACUGCUUGGUAUGCUGGCAUCCCCGGUUAUUAAACGCUCCUCCCUUCUUACAGAUAAACUACUCAGACUUCUCUCUCUCAUCUCUUUGGGUCAACCAGAGGUGGUGAAACGACAUGAGGAGCCUGAUACUCUCUCAUCCUUGGAGCAGGUCCAAGGCUUUGAUAGAACUGUCAGAGAAGAUCAAAUCAAAUUGGCUGUGGAAGUUUUAACUAGCAAAGCGUGCAGUGAGGAAGGAUUGGAAGAUGUUACUGCACUUCUGCUCAAUCUAUCCUAUGUAGGAACCCAAACCCGCGAGUCUAUUCUUCAUCUCCUAUUGGCUGGAGCUCGAGAAUUGGGGAAUGUAGUUCGGGAUCAUGUGUCCGUGCUUCUCAAUGAACUAGCAGAUCUCAAAUCAUCUGGUAACCUUGUGGUUGGAAUCAAAGAGGAAGAAGAUGAAUCAAAGCAUAAAGGAGUUCUAGCAGAUAGGUUUACUCGUGAAGCAAUUGUGCUGACAGCUCCAACCAAACCCAAGGCAGGAGCUGAGCUUCAACUCUCCUCCAUGUCAGCACUCACCAACAAAACCUCCAGUCAGUCUUUUUUCCUUCGGGUGCUCAAGGUCAUCAUUCAGUUGAGAGAAGCAGCGCUGCAUGCCAUGAAGAAAAGUUUGAAGGCGAAGAAGGACGCUGAAGCGUUUGCUGCAGCUAAGAAAGCUGCUGCAGCUGCAUUUGCUCUGACUGGUCCCCAGCUUCCAGCUGAAAACCCGGAAGCUACACCAGACUCUGGCAACAUUCCUUCAGAGUCAACAGAGACUCCUAUUGACUCCGCUGAGGUACCUGCUGACAAAGCUGAUGUGCCUACUGUAACAACUGACACUCCUACUGAAGUUGGUGAAGAAGAGGAUACCAAGAUGGAAGUUGAACCUAGUGAGCCGACUCAAUCAGAGGAGCAAACUAAACCGAAGGAUGACGAUGAAGGCCACCUGGAGUCCCUGUCCGACCAGCUGGCCUUGUCCAUGCUGUGGGAGACUCUGUCCGCCUGCCUACGUGAACUGGCGGAUACCCCAGACCAUCAUGCUGUCCUGGUCCUUCAGCCCACUGUAGAGGCCUUCUUCCUGGUCCACGCUGCGGCUACAACCAAUCAGGAGAAGAAGAAAACAAAUCAGAAGGAAACUAGACAGGAACAAUUGGCGCAUAUACAGGAGGAAAAGCUAACAGAUGACAGUGUUGGAUCAACUACCGUAGUUGCUCCCUUAUCCCCUGACACCAAGAAGUUCCUUGCCUUUGCAGAGACACACAGAACUGUUCUAAACCAGAUUCUUAGACAGUCCACCACACACCUAGCAGAUGGACCAUUCGCAGUACUGGUUGACCAUACUCGAGUUCUAGAUUUUGAUAUAAAAAGAAGAUACUUUAGAACAGAACUGGAAAGAUUAGAUGAAGGAAUGCGACGAGAGGAUCUAGCAGUCCAUGUAAGACGAGAAGCUGUAUUUGAGGAGAGUUUUAGAGAGUUGCAUAGAAGAUCAGCGGAGGAAUGGAAAAACAGAUUUUAUAUUGUAUUUGAAGGAGAGGAGGGACAGGAUGCCGGUGGUCUACUUCGUGAAUGGUACAUGAUUAUAUCCCGGGAGAUCUUUAACCCCAACUACGCCCUGUUCAAGUCCAGUCCUGGAGACAGGGUGACCUACACCAUCAACGACUUCUCCCACAUAAACUCCAACCACCUCGACUACUUUAAGUUCGUCGGCAGAGUUAUCGCCAAGGCUAUCUAUGACAACAAGCUGUUAGAGUGCUAUUUCACCAGAAGCUUCUACAAACAUAUUCUAGCUAAACCUGUUAGUCAUCAGGAUAUGGAAAGUGAGGACUAUGAGUUCUAUAAAGGACUAGAUUUCCUGCUGGAGAACAAGGUGUCCGACCUCGGAUACGAUCUCACCUUUGCAACCGAGAUCCAGGAGUUCGGGGUCACGGAGGUCAGGGACCUCAUUCCUAACGGCAGGAAUAUAACGGUGACCGAGGAGAAUAAGAAUGAUUAUGUCCGUCUGGUUUGUCAGAUGAAGAUGACAGGAGCCAUCAGGAAGCAGUUGGGGGCUUUCCUCGAGGGGUUCUACGAUAUUAUCCCUAGGAGAUUAAUCUCGAUCUUUAAUGAACAGGAGUUGGAACUCCUUCUAUCAGGGUUACCAGACAUAAAUAUCGAUGAUUUGAAGGGAAAUACAGAAUAUCACAAGUAUACGGCCACUAGUCUCCAAAUAGUAUGGUUCUGGAGAGCUUUGAGAUCCUUUGAUCAGACGGAUCGAGCCAAGUUCCUACAGUUUGUUACAGGAUCUAGCAAAGUUCCGCUUCAGGGUUUUGGAGCUUUGGAGGGAAUGAACGGAUCCCAGAAGUUCCAAAUCCAUCGAGAUGAUAGAUCCACAGAUAGAUUACCCGCAGCUCAUACUUGCUUUAAUCAGCUAGAUCUACCAGCAUACGAGACCUACGAUAAACUGAGAAACUAUCUACUGAAGGCAAUACAGGAGUGCUCGGAGGGGUUCGGGUUCGCAUAGUCCUCACUCGACCCCCCCCCCAUCAUACAAUCUGGAAAUGUUUAAAUGCUUUGCUUUUCUUUCCUCGUUCCUGUUGGAGUUAAACGGUAGUCUACGGUUAAAUUAUUGUAAAUUCAAGAUUAGUUUUUAGAAAACACGACAUUUUCUUUUCCGGUCAAUAUUAUACAGUGUUAAGUAAUAUAUAUUAUUUCUAAUAAAAGAUAUUAAUUAUA